Molecule: messenger RNA, 926 nt
Organism: Mangifera indica (mango)
Lineage: Eukaryota; Viridiplantae; Streptophyta; Magnoliopsida; Sapindales; Anacardiaceae
Product: WEB family protein At1g75720
Exons: 2
Coding region: 213-815 (200 amino acids)
Source: RefSeq, a predicted model, not a curated record
GAAUUCUAGUGAAGUGGACGCGAAGUAACGAAGUUCCUAUAAGAUAUUUGUUAUUCUUCUGCUUCUGAUCCUUGACUUGUAACCACCCACCCUCUCUCAAUCUGUCUUUUUCAUGACUCUUAAUUUCAAAUAAAAAGCACAUUCUUCUUGUUUCUAGCUACCUAUCCCUCAAUCCACAUCUUUGUCUGUCUCCCCCUGGCUAUCACUUGGACAUGGAUAGUGAAGUGGUGAUCAAGAGAGCAGAGAUUGAUACCAGGCCACCAUUUCGCUCUGUUAAAGAAGCUGUUACGUUGUUCGGGGAGAAAGUUCUAGCUGGUGAACUCUACGCUAAUAAGCUCAAGGAGCUGCGCGGCGAAGCAAGUGAAAAUGAACAUGGGCAGAGUAGGCUUGGAAGUAUUACAGCUGAGCUAGAGGAGACAAAGCAAAACCUCCUUAAGGCUAAAGAGGAAAGCACAAUGAUGGCCAAUUACCUCUCCUCUCUUAAACAAGAGCUUGAACGAACUAAGAGAGAGUUACGACACAUGAAGGAUCGUGAAACCGAAAAACAAAUUAUGGAGUUCGAGAUUGAAGAAGUUAAGAUUGUUGAAGAUUCAACAAAAUUUAAUGUCAAGACUCAAACAUCUGCUGAGGAUCAUCAGACAGAACUUCAAAAGAAGAGAUACGUGACAUUCGCAAAUCCACCUUCCCUAGCUCAAGUUACUGUUCCACAAAGUGUACAACUACUGGAGAGACAUCCUUCUCUGAAAAAGAAGAAGAAGAAGCCCUUGAUCCCUUUGAUUGGAGGCAUUUUUUCCAAGAAAAAAGGAAGCCAAUAAAUUCCUACCUUCACCACGUUUAUUUUUUUUGGGUAAUUUUCGUUCAUAAAGUUUGUCUGCCAGUGUCACUUGAGAGAGCUCAUGUAAUAAAAUAUAAACUCAAUCUGCGUA